This is a messenger RNA of Austrofundulus limnaeus, 669 nucleotides long. RefSeq lists its product as uncharacterized. The record is from RefSeq and is a predicted model, not a curated record. The coding region runs from base 1 to 669 and encodes 222 amino acids. NCBI's taxonomy places the organism in Eukaryota, Metazoa, Chordata, Actinopteri, Cyprinodontiformes, Rivulidae. The transcript is spliced from 3 exons.
AUGUCAGUUGGGGCCAGGUCCCACACAGACCUGCAGAUGGCUGGGAGAACCUCAGGAGACGACAGUUUGCACAAACCCUUCUCCGUGAGCAGCAGUGGCAGCAUUAACAGAGGAGGUCUUUUUGGGUGCGGGGUAACAGAAGAGAUCAAAGUUCUCGCCAGGACCCCCAGACGGCCCAUACGGGUGGUCCGGCCGGUCAGUGCUGUGACCUCUGGGGGCUCCUUUCUCCAUAUUAACCACCUACAAGGAGAACUGGUCCGGAAGAGGAAGGAAUGUGAGGACCUGAAGAAAGAAAACAAGCAUUUAUCAAAUGAAAUCCACAUGGAGAGGAUCAUGAUGCGCACAGAGAGCGAGCUGACUAUGAGGAACCUGAGGAACAUGAACCAGGAGCUGCAGCUGCAAGUGAAAGAGCUCAAACAGAAGCUGCAGCAGAGCCAGCAGAGGGCAGCGUCGUGCUCCAGAACUGCAGAGGAGGCGGAGGGCUCCAGGAGAGAGGCUGAGAAGAGCAGGGCCCUAGCUGAGGCUCGGGCCCUCAGGUGCCAGCGGGACAAAGAGGCGGCGGAGUCUGAUUGGAGAGGCCUGAGUGAAGAACUGCAGCUGCUCAAACAGGAGGUUCGUGGCAUCUGCACUGCAUGCUCACCCUUUAAACCUACAGAACAUGGAGAGUGA